Molecule: messenger RNA, 2137 nt
Organism: Tribolium madens (black flour beetle)
Lineage: Eukaryota; Metazoa; Arthropoda; Insecta; Coleoptera; Tenebrionidae
Product: B9 domain-containing protein 2-like
Exons: 5
Coding region: 289-2124 (611 amino acids)
Biological process (GO): cilium assembly
Cellular component (GO): MKS complex; ciliary transition zone
Source: RefSeq, a predicted model, not a curated record
AAUUUACCCACAUUUUUAAUAUUGUGCGUUUUAUUAAAAAGCACAAGUUUGGAAAAUUUGACUAAAACUGCAUUAACAAAAUCUUCUACAAUUUUGUCAAGUGAAGAAAAUAUUAAAAAUGUAACGACACCAAUUUCGUCCACAACUACUUUUCCAACAACUACUUGUAAAGCCAACAGUUCUUGUUUUGCAAAUUCAACAACUCAAAAUUCAGUAACUGUCUCUCCCACUAAACAGACGACUGCUUUAGUAACGACCCCUUCUCCUACGAGCUUUUUGCAGUUUGAUAUGAAAGCUUCAGAACAAUCUAGCAAGAAUUUGUGCAUUUGUGAUUUAACGGUUGAUUAUUGUGAUCUCAACUGCUGUUGCGACAAAGACUGUUCCUUAGAAAAUAAACUUGUAUUCGAUCAUUGUGAAAAAGAUUUUCGACAUUAUGAUACAAGAUAUUGCCAAUAUAUGAAACAUAUUUACCUUAAUAAGACACCUCAUGAGUUUCAAAUUAACCAAAAUGGACUGUUUUGUAUCGUUCGAAGCAAUUUACCAGCAAGUUACAUAGUUCAACGAAAGAAACCGUUAAAGUCAUUACAAGAUGCCCAAUUUGAAAGACAAAAUAGAUUUAUUUGGCCAAAACCUAAAGAAGAGUAUAGUGAAAUAUUUAAUUAUUUCAACUACACUUUUGGGAAGUCUCUAUGGACUUUGAGAAAUAAUACAAUUGAAACUUUACAUUUUCUUAAAAGUUUUAUGGUGACCAGUUGCGUGGUCAAAGAAGAUAUAAAAUAUUUAAUUGACGUCAAAAGUAGUUGUAGUCAUACAGACAUAUCCGGAGAUAAUUAUUAUCUGAAAGCAGACACAUUUUUCAGAAAUAUGACAAUAAUUGCAAAUCCGGGUUUACUAAAUGUCUCUUCUAAAAAUAAAAAUUUUCUCCAGAAUUGCCCAAAAAAUGUUUGUCUUAAUAUUCAGCCAAAAAUAUGCAACGAAGAUUUUGAAGACUGUGUCCAAAUCUCGAAGAAUGACACAAGAAUAAAAUCAAGAUGUAAACUAAACACUGUAAACAACGAAUUGUCUUGUAUUAAUCUAGUACAAAGCGUUAGGUACAAUUUUUAUCAUAACGGUAGUAGCGGUUUGAUAAAAGUAGAACUUUACUUGAUUCUGAAAAGUGCCACUUUUUAUUACCACGAGGAAAUGGAGUUUUCUCAAACGAUUGAAGCUAAUUUUAUUUGGUGGAACCACACUUUGAAUUAUUCAUCGCAUCUUAGUGGAAAUCCGGGAUAUUUAGUUGGCAAGCCAAUCUUAAUCGCAAAUAUUAUUUUAGUAAAUGUUCCUAUAAGUAAUACAAGUUCGACCAGCAAUGCAACAAGUUUCAAACAACAAUUACGGCUAUACCGAAAUCCCUUUGAUUUUACCGAAAAUUUUCUGGUUUUGCCGUUUGUAAAUUCAGAAGGUGUGUGUGCUUUGAGUAAACACAAAUAUACUCCGAUUGAGUUCGGUUAUAACAUUUAUCUAAAAUGCGAAAUUAAUGAUUAUCUUUGGAUUAAAAAUCUGUCUGCCAAAAAUAUAUGCAUUGCCAUACAGGAGACCAUAUUCAGAUAUUGGGCUCUAAAAACAACUAAUAGCACCUUAAGUAAUAAAGUAAUUGCUCAGUUUGGUAACGCAUACGUUUACAAUAUGGGCGAUUGGCUGCGACCAAUGUUUGAAAAUGAUCUCAAAGACAUUUUAAAUAGAACAUGGGGAGAGUUUGACCGCCAAAAGAAAUUUCUUAAAUGUGGUAACAUUACAACUUUACUUAUUACAGAAAUUUUUCAUGCCAGAGUGGAUUUUGAAGAUGUUAUUAAUCAAGAAAAAAUUUUAGCCACUACGUUUCAAUUUGAUAAUUUUAAAAACAUUACUUUUACAGUAGACCUAAACCAUACUUUUCAGUUUAACAUUAUAGUAAGUACACAAGUUAUGUUUCACGACAUCACUACUAAGAAAAUGAGAAAACUCGUUGAUCCACCCAGUCUGAAAAUUCGAUUGCCUCAUGAUUUCUUUUAUCCUUUUGUGAAAAUAGAUAAUCAUGCUGUAAAGCAAACACCAUUUAUUAAUGUAAUAGUAGUAGGACUGAUUUUUGUAUUCACAUCCAAAUAAAAUGUUUUAAGAA